AUGUUCCAAUUUCUGAAGCAACAAAUACGACUAUUCAUUUUGGUUAUCACACUUUCGAAUCAAUUGUCAGCCACCUCAGUUAGUUCAGUGCACGACGAAGACAGUCCGCUGUUCGGUCCACUGGCGACCCCAGCCAGUGACGAACGAAAUCAGGACAACAUUGUGGUGCAUCUACUCUCGGCAGUCAGAGGCAAUCCGAAAUCGUUGUCCCGGACCGAAUUGAACAAAUUGCGUCAGAACACUCCAUCGGUGGCCGAGAAUUUUAUUCGGCUGAUUAAUCAAGAGCGAUUGCUAGAUGACGUGAUUGGCGGAAAGCUAGACAAACAGACCUUUGAUGAUUUGACGAGAUCGUUGGUUUUUGUGGAUACAGCUCAGUGCAGUAUGUCCCGGACCGAACCGUCGCAAACAUGCCUGAUUUUUCGCAACCCGAUCGCUUUCCCGGUCGAACCUGUAACAGUGGCACAUCUGUCAGCUUUCAUUGAACCUCGAGCUUCCCUGUGUGACAUUCAGCUGAAAUUGCACUUUCUUAAUCCUCUGGAGCACCAGUUCACUGAAGAUGUCUUUCAUUUGCCUAUGACUUCCGCAAAAGAUCUCGGCCGAUUUGCCCAGUUGGCGAAUACCAGACAAGAGGUGACAUGGGAUAUCACAGCAGCUGUGGCCGAUUUGAAAUCACGACUAGAUCAGGCCGCCUACCCAGUCAUAAUGACAUUGGAAUGUACUGGGGCCUCCAAGGACACCUCCUGGGAUGUAUUCUCUAAUACCGCAGAUAUACUAACCCCGGAUAGACAAGCAGUGAUUGAACUAUUGACGGCGAAAACUAACCAGGCCAAAUCGGUAUACAGUCAUCGUCGUUUAAGUGGACGAUCGCUUGGAUCCAAUGGAGGACGAAGUAACUUGUGUCCCAGUUUCAUGGAUGGAGAGCGUCACAUGACGUCCUGUUGUUUGUUUGAGUACACCCUAAACAAACAACAAAUGGAUGCGAAUCCAAAGUUGCGAUUCAUCAUCUUCCCGCAGCAUCUACCUCUAAAUCUUUGUCACGGUAGAUGCGUGGGAGCACCUACUGACUGGCGCAAUUCGCAUGUCAUGCUACUGAAUCGUUAUUUCGAGGGUUUACCGCCCGAGGAACGUGAAGUGCUUUACGACUCAAUGCCCUGUUGUGCAGCCAAUCAGACCGCUCCGUUCACGAUUGUUUACAAGAAUCAAAACAAUCAACUUACUACGGAAACUCUACCAAACGCCAAGAAAAUCAGUUGUGCCUGUGGGUAG
Echinostoma caproni is the source of this 1266-nucleotide messenger RNA. NCBI's taxonomy places the organism in Eukaryota, Metazoa, Platyhelminthes, Trematoda, Plagiorchiida, Echinostomatidae. The record is from the annotation of a GenBank genome assembly.